CAGUCUGAAACAGGCAGCUGGAGGGGUAGAACGUGCGCGCGUGUUUGCUCCGCCUCUGCCGCCCACAGCCGCGAUAUAAAUCUGCCCCGCGGGUAUCGCUGACCUGACUGACGUGCCGCUCGAAAUACACGGGAAAAGGUGAAUAAACGACCUCCCAGGCAAGAAACUGAAAAGAAAUCGAGGAAAAAGUAUAAAAAGAAAGACAACAAUAGCAGAGUGGAGUGCAAGGAGCAAUAAAAGUGGACAACAGAAAGAGGCGGAAAAAUAACUUAGGAAGAGGAGACGAGCGGAGGAAUUCCAUAAAUAAACCGUGAAGAUGUGGCCAAACAACGCCAAUAACACAAGGGAAUAACAACAGAAAACGGGCGAAACUGGGAGGCGGGGGAGGUAAGGAAAGGUAAGGAGAGUUUGCCCCGCUUCACCUCACCUCUCCACGCCCCACCCAACCCCGCCUCGCCCCGCCCCGCCCCGCAGCCGAGGGUGGGGAUGAGCGGCCACCAUGACCAUGUCGACCACAGGGGAGCUCACCUCAGAGCAGCUGCACCAACUGUACCUGUGCAGCCUUCUACUGGGAAAAAAGGGAGCAGCCCAUAUUCUCCUGCAAGGCUCAUGUCUUUCACAUCGACCCCAAAACCAAGCGGUCAUGGAUCCCGGCUUCCUCAUCCGCAGUCUCCGUCUCCUUCUUCCACGAUUCCACCAGACAAAUUUACCGCAUCAUCUCUGUCGAGGGUCCCAAGGCCGUCAUCAACAGCACCAUCACCCCCAACAUGAUGUUCACCAAAACGUCACAAAAGUUUGGCCAGUGGUCAGACAUGCGAGCCAACACAGUGUAUGGCCUUGGCUUUUCCACUGAGGCUGAACUGAACAAGUUCAUAGAGAAGUUCCAUGAAGUAAAGGAGGCAACCCGCUCAGGAAAGACCAAUGGCACUAUAGUUGGGGCGGGUGCAGGCGGCGGCAGUGCUGCAGCUGGUGGUGGUGUGGGCGGUGGAGCGGGUGCUGUGUCCUCGUCCUCUGGUUCUGCUUCAGCCACAGCAUCGCCCCUCACCACACGUGCCAAGAACCAGCAGGACUCAGUGGGGGAGGUCAAUGCAGUGUCUUCAGGUCUGGACCACCUUGCCCUGGCCAACUCUAAUGACACUAAUGCCUCGCUGCUCAAAUCAUCCUUAGUUGCUCACCAGCGCUCACAAAGCCUCUCAGGUCUGCAGCCUACAGGAGAAAGUCCAAAGCACAAGCAGGGUGGGGCAGGUGGGGGAGGAGGGGGAGGAGGGGGAGACAAGGUGGGCGCUGCAGGUGCUGGAGGAAAUGUUGACACCCAGAUGCAGCUCAAAUAUGAAAAUGACCGACUCAAGCUUGCUCUUGCUCAAAGUUCUGCUAAUGCUAAGAAGUGGGAAAUAGAGUUGAAUUCACUAAAAACGACAAAUGCACGGCUCACGUCAGCCCUCCAGGAAUCCACUGCUAAUGUGGAAGAGUGGAAGAAGCAGCUACAGACCUACAAAGAGGAAAACAGUCGCAUGAAAACUCGUAUACAUGAACUAGAUGCUGGAGGACGGAUAGGCCUUGGUGAGUCUGAGGAGUUGGUGAAGGAAGUGGCUUCAUUGAGGGCAAGGCUGGAGAGUACAGAAGAGGAGCUCAGGUCCCGGGAGUCAACAAUAGAAGAGAUGGAGGUUCAGCUGCAGCGAGCUAGAGCAGAAGAUUUACGAGAGAAGAUGCAGCGAUUGAGCGAUGAGAAUGAACAACUGCGGAUGGAGACAGUGAGGGCUCAGUCUCAGCUGGAGGUGGCCAUGUCAACACAAGACACGCAGCGAGGGGUGGUGGAGAGCGUCAACCUGCAGCUUGGUGAUCGCAUCAAGGACUUGCUGGCCCUCCACCAUGAGUUGAACCACCUGCUUAACACUUGAGGGGGGCCAGGUCGGGGGCCGCCGGCCGCCCCACAGCACUCCGGCACAGCCCAGAGGAGGACCAUCCGCCUUCAGGCCGUGUGGCACGUGUAGUGAACGUGGGGAUUGCGGCCGCUUCUGACCUGGAAACACGCUAGCUGCUACUCUUGCAAUCUGUCUAUCUAUCUGUCCUUCCUAUCAUCCCAAACUGAGAAAUUUCUGGUGUCAUCAGUGACUUUGACCCCCAUCCAAUGACUUUAUUCCCUGUUGCUUGAUUCCUUAUCCCUUGUCUCCUAACUCUGAGAGUAGAGGAGUCUGUUGGUCUUUUCACAUACACAUCACACCACACCAUACCACACCACACCACACCACACCACACCACACCACACCACACCACACCACACCAUACACCACCACACAGUACACACCCACACCACGACAUACUGCACACACACU
This is a messenger RNA of Portunus trituberculatus (swimming crab), 2333 nucleotides long. RefSeq names its product homer protein homolog 1-like (gene homer). The record is from RefSeq and is a predicted model, not a curated record. The transcript has 10 exons. Gene Ontology annotation, biological process: regulation of store-operated calcium entry; G protein-coupled glutamate receptor signaling pathway. The coding region runs from base 768 to 1898 and encodes 376 amino acids. Gene Ontology annotation, cellular component: plasma membrane; cytoplasm; dendrite. Gene Ontology annotation, molecular function: G protein-coupled glutamate receptor binding. Lineage: Eukaryota; Metazoa; Arthropoda; Malacostraca; Decapoda; Portunidae.